AUGGGCGAAAGCAAAGAAACCACCGUUCUCAACGGCCUCGGAAACACCAUCUCUCAAGUAGAAAAUGCUGUUUCCGCAUCGCUUCGGCCUUUGCCUACGGAAACAGGCGACGGAACCUAUAUUGCAGAAUCUACACAAACAGGCUGGGUCAAAGACCUUGGCCAUGUCGACCUAAAGGAUGUCCGGACGCUUGCCGAUGUAGUGAAGAGCGCGGCCACGGGAGAGCCUGUGGAUGACAAGCAAUACAUCAUGGAAAGGGUAAUUCAGCUAGCCGCCGGUUUACCAUCGACCUCCCGAAAUGCUGCAGAAUUGACCAAGUCAUUCUUGAACAUGCUGUGGAAUGACUUGGAACAUCCACCAAUUUCUUAUCUUGGGCUUGAUUCGAUGUACCGCAAGGCCGACGGUUCCGCAAACAAUCACUUUUGGCCCCGUAUUGGGGCUGCCGGAAGCCCUUACGCAAGAUCUGUCCGCCCAAAGACGGUUCAAUCCCCUGCCUUACCAGAGCCGGAGACUCUUUUCGACUGUUUGCUCCGUCGCAAGGAAUAUAAGGAGCAUCCUAAUAAGAUAUCGAGUGUGCUUUUCUAUAUCGCUUCGAUCAUAAUUCACGAUCUAUUUCAGACUGACCCAAAUGAUGACUCUUUGUCCAUGACAUCGUCCUAUUUGGAGCUCUCUCCUUUGUAUGGCAAUAAUCAGGACGAGCAGGACCUUGUUCGUACGUUCAAGGACGGGAAGUUGAAGCCGGACUGUUUUUCUACCAGGCGCGCUUUGGGCUUCCCUCCUGGUGUUGGCGUCCUUUUGAUUAUGUUCAAUCGCUUCCAUAAUUAUGUUGUUGACCAAUUGGCAUCGAUCAACGAAGGUGGCCGGUUCACCAAGCCUGACGAGUCCAAUACCGAAGAAUACGCUAAAUACGACAACAAUCUCUUUCAAACUGGCCGACUAGUGACUUGCGGACUAUACGUAAAUAUCAUCUUGAAGGAUUAUGUUCGAACGAUUCUGAACCUAAACCGGACAAACAGCACCUGGAGUCUAGACCCACGCAUGGAGAUGAAAGAUGGUCUGUUGGGCGAAGCAGCAGCAAUGGCAACUGGGAACCAAGUGUCAGCUGAGUUUAAUGUUGUGUAUCGUUGGCACGCGUGCAUUUCAAAGCGCGACGAGAAAUGGACAGAGGACUUUCACCGUGAGAUUAUGCCCGGAGCGGACCCAAGCACUUUAUCGCCAAGGGAGCUUGUGGCGGGCUUGGGACGGUGGCAGAAGGCACUUCCACAGGAGCCGACGGAACGCCCAUUCUCUGGCCUGCAGCGGAAAUCCGACGGAACGUUCGAUGACGACGAUCUGGUUGGCAUUUUUGAACAAAGUGUCGAGGACUGUGCGGGUGCAUUUGGUGCAUCUCAUGUGCCUGCAAUAUUUAAAAGCAUUGAGGCUCUUGGUAUAUUGCAGGCUCGCAAAUGGAACUUAGGAACCCUCAACGAGUUCCGCCAAUAUUUCAAUCUGGCUCCUCAUAAAACAUUUGAAGAUAUCAACUCGGAUCCGUACAUUGCUGAUCAGCUCAGAAGACUGUACGACCAUCCUGAUCUCGUCGAAAUAUACCCAGGCGUGAUUGUUGAAGAUGCCAAAGAUCCCAUCGUUCCUGGGAGUGGUCUUUGUACAAAUUAUACCAUUUCCAGGGCUAUUCUUUCUGAUGCCGUCGCAUUAGUUCGUGGUGAUCGCUUCUAUACUGUUGAUUACACUCCAAAGCACCUUACGAACUGGGCGUUCAGCGAAAUUCAGCCCAACAAUUCCGUCGACCAUGGCCAAGUAUUUUACAAGUUGGUACUCCGUGCAUUCCCUAACCAUUUUACUGGAAAUUCCAUUUACGCCCAUUUUCCACUGGUCACUCCCUCUGAGAAUGAGAAAAUCUUGGAAAAGCUCGGGACUGUCGGUCAAUAUAGCUGGGUAAAGCCAAGUUAUAGCCCUCAUCCAACUUUCAUCAAUUCCCAUGCGGCAUGUAUGUCCAUUCUCAACAAUCAGGAAACGUUCAAGGUCGCUUGGGGCGAGAAGAUUGAAUUCCUGAUGCAACACGACAAGCAACCCUACGGAAUGGAUUUCAUGUUGUCUGGAGACAGGCCACCAAAUGCCGCGUCACGCAAAAUGAUGGGAACCGCUUUAUAUCGCGAUAAAUGGGACGAAGAAGUCAAAAGGUUUUAUGAACAAAUAACCCUGAAGCUGUUGCACAAGAACUCUUACAAACUUGCUGGAGUGAAUCAAGUUGAUAUCGUUCGAGAUGUGGCCAAUAUCGCACAAGUUCACUUUUGUUCCAGCGUCUUUUCGCUACCAUUGAAAACGGAUUCGAACCCCAGGGGGGUCUUUGCAGCGUCGGAACUGUACAAGAUCAUGGCUGUUGUCUUCACUGCCAUUUUCUACGACGCAGACGUGGGAAAGUCAUUCGAAUUAAACCAGACCGCCCGGGCUGUGACACAGCAGUUAGGUCAGCUAACUAUGGCCAACGUCGAAAUUGUCGGCAAGACCGGCUUCAUCGCCAGUCUAGUAAAUCGACUACACCGACGCGACGUUCUUAGCGAGUAUGGUACUCACAUGAUCCAGCGUCUGCUUGAUAGUGGUCUCCCUGCGGCGGAAAUCGUGUGGACUCAUAUUCUGCCUACCGCUGGUGGAAUGGUAGCGAACCAAGCGCAGUUGUUCUCGCAGUGUCUGGACUAUUACCUUUCGGAAGAGGGAUCCACUCACCUUCCUGAGAUUAAUCGAUUAGCCAAGGAAAGUACGCUGGAAGCUGAUGGGCUUCUCAUGCGCUACUUCAUGGAAGGUGCUCGGCUACGGUCAUCGGUUGCUCUGCCUCGAGUAGCUGCGAAGCCCACAGUCAUCGAAGAUAAUGGUGAAAAGCUUACCAUAAAAACUGGUCAGGCCGUCAUUUGUAAUCUGGUUUCCGCAUGCACGGAUGAUUCUGCCUUUCCGGAACCAGAGACGGUCAAGCUUGACCGCGACAUGGAUUUAUAUGCUCAUUUUGGCUUUGGAGCCCACAGGUGCUUGGGCAUAGACCUCUGCAAAACAGGAUUGAGCACAAUGCUAAAGGUCGUCGGGCGAUUGGACAAUCUUCGUCGUGCUCCGGGAGCUCAAGGGAAGUUGAAGAAACUUUCUGGGCCUGGUGGGAUUGCAAAAUAUAUGACAGAGGAUCAAAGCGGCUUUUCACCGUUCCCCAGCACCAUGAAGAUCCAAUGGGAUGGUGAACUGCCUAGGCUAGAGGAGGAUUAG
Molecule: messenger RNA, 3243 nt
Organism: Aspergillus puulaauensis
Lineage: Eukaryota; Fungi; Ascomycota; Eurotiomycetes; Eurotiales; Aspergillaceae
Product: peroxidase/cytochrome P450 family protein
Exons: 7
Coding region: 1-3243 (1080 amino acids)
Biological process (GO): response to oxidative stress
Molecular function (GO): oxidoreductase activity, acting on paired donors, with incorporation or reduction of molecular oxygen; heme binding; monooxygenase activity
Source: RefSeq, a predicted model, not a curated record